Paramecium primaurelia is the source of this 513-nucleotide messenger RNA. NCBI's taxonomy places the organism in Eukaryota, Ciliophora, Oligohymenophorea, Peniculida, Parameciidae. The record is from the annotation of a GenBank genome assembly.
AUGCACUAAAAUUCUGGUUUGACUUAUCAUAAUGUUGAUUCAUAUAUAGAAACUGAAGGAUUUUUUUGCUUUGAACAAUUUACUAGACUUGAUUUAAAGAAAAAAAAUUGGGAGGAAAGUUUAAAUAGUUUAACAGAUGAUUUGAUUGCACUUAAAAGUGAAUAUGUAGAUCUAGAAAAUCUUGAAAUAUUUAUUGCACUUUUAGAAUUCUUGGAAAAAAAUAUCCAAGAAUCAGAGGUAGGGUCCCCAUAUUAUUAAUUAAGACAGGGUAUGAACUAAACAUCAAUUAAUAAUUAUAUAAAUGAUAUGCUUGAAAAUAUUGAAAAGAGUCUUACUUGUGAUUCAGAUGAUUAUAGAGCAAUAGAUUUCCCGGGAUUAUUAAAAUUAGAGGAUAUUUUAAGUUUUUUAAAGGAAUCUAAAUACAUUAAAUCUUAUAUGUAAAAAGUAGAUUACUUACUUCAAAUUUAAUAAGAAAAGAAAUAAUAAUAGUAAUAAAUAAAAAAGAAAAAAUGA